This is a messenger RNA of Oncorhynchus masou masou (cherry salmon), 1323 nucleotides long. RefSeq names its product probable E3 ubiquitin-protein ligase HERC1. The record is from RefSeq and is a predicted model, not a curated record. NCBI's taxonomy places the organism in Eukaryota, Metazoa, Chordata, Actinopteri, Salmoniformes, Salmonidae. The transcript is spliced from 6 exons. The coding region runs from base 1 to 1323 and encodes 440 amino acids.
AUGCUCUUCCCAACUUUCUGGUCGCCUAGUGACACUCCCCUGUACAACCUGGAGCCCUGCGAGCCGCUGCCUUUUGACGUGGCACGCUUCCGAGGCCUCACCGCUUCCCUGCUCCUCGACCUCACCUAUCUCACCUCCAUCCACGAGGACGCUGGGAAGCUGAGCGCCCGGCGCCACGAGAAGAGACACCGUAGCAACGGAGGCCACGAUACGACGACGACGACGGCCGCCACGACAAACGACGACUUCAACAACAAAACUAGUGAGACGGAGCACCAACACAGGGUCUCCCCGGACCCCAAAGACACAACAACAACGACAACGGGGACCGUCACCACGACGACAACCUCUGAUCUGAGAGUGUCACACAGCCUGGACGAGGUCAAAGCCCACGCGGUGCCCAACUCGAAAUCAGAGAGCGAGAUCUCCUCCUGCGCCUUGGACUCCCAACACCAGGACCCCCAGGAGGACAACAGGAGGAAGGGCCACGGUGGCUCUCCCCUCCUCGGGGCCAGUCAGUCUGAGAUCCAUGCGGUGCAGAUGUCCUACCUCUACCUGGGGGCCAUGAAGGCCCUCAGCACACUGCUCUCCUGCUCCAAGUAUGUUGAGCUGCUGCUCAUACCCAAGGUUCAGGCUCAGCCGGAGCCUGCUCCCAGUGGACACAAUGCAGACCUGAACGCCGGGUCCACCCCUAGUGGCGCAGCGCCCUCGCCCGUGUGCCAGGAGGAAGUUGAGAUGAGGGCGGCACUGCAGUUCCUGAUGCGUCACAUGGUCAAGCGGGCCGUGAUGAGGUCACCCAUCAAGCGGGCGUUAGGAUUGGCCGAUUUGGAGAGAGCUCAGGCCAUGAUCUAUAAAUUGGUGGUCAGUGGAAUGCUGGACGAACACUGCAGUGGGGGCAAGUCCAGACCUGCUGACCCAGAGUGUGAGGAGGGUGUGCAGGGAGAGCAGCAGGCCCAGACCCCCAUCACCACCAGCCCCUCUGCUUCCAGCACCACCUCCUUCAUGAGCUCCUCUCUGGAGGACACGACCACAGCCACUACACCUGUUACUGACACAGAGACUGUCCCUGCCUCAGAGUCCCCUGGGGUCAUGCCUCUGAGCCUGCUCAGGCAAAUGUUCUCAAGCUACCCGACCACCACUCUGCUGCCAACGCGUCGUGCCCAGACGCCCCCGGUGUCUUCUCUCCCCACGUCUCCCUCUGAUGAGGUGGGUCGGAGACAGAGCCUCUCCUCCCCUGAGACCCAGACCUCCAGACCAGCCAACCGGACCGGGACAUGUAUGUACUACACACACACACACGUAGACAUACACACACACACGUAG